Messenger RNA from Prorocentrum cordatum, 1116 nucleotides. Lineage: Eukaryota; Dinophyceae; Prorocentrales; Prorocentraceae. The record is from the annotation of a GenBank genome assembly.
AUGUACGCUACGGGAAGUGCGACAGCCAGAGGACUUCAAUGUAAGACUUACCUGAUCGAGACCCAGAGGCCCUGCAACCUGAAGAUCUAUAGUGACAGCACAGCCGGACGUGGCAUGUGCAGUCGAGUUGGGGUGGGCAAGGUCAGGCACCUGGAGCUGAGGUACUUGUGGAUUCAGGAGCGGUUGCGUCUGAAGGCGUUCGAGCUUCACAAGGAGGACACCAGCAAGAUGACAGCCGACAUGCUCACGAAGUACAACGAGUGGCCGACAAUCGAGAAGCAUUGCACCACUCUCAACCUCAGGUUCGGAAAGCAGUUGACGGGCUUGAGUGCAAUGGCAGUUUUUACGGAGGUCGUGACGAAGGCGUCAGGCGAGAAGGUGACAGUGUACGGAGGUUCUGACGAGGUUGCGGUUUGCCCCGCGCCUGUCAGCCACUACGUGGACAGCGAGGAGUUCAGGUUCUACUUGAUGUUGGGACUUGUUGUGGUGACUGCAGCGAGUACUUUCUUAUUGGGGUGCUGGUGUGGUUGCUACUUCAAGAACUUCUACGACAAGUUCCUCCUCCAGGGUGCGGUUAGCCCCGCCUCUGGAAGCACGUGUCCACCAUCUGCGCGGGCUGACGUCGAGUUCAAGACCGUGUGUGUACAGCAGGACAAGGGAGCAAGGCACAAGCUCUUAAACACGUUUCUUGUGGCUGAGCUGCGAGCUGUCUUGAAGGCCAAGGGCCUGGCCGUGUCAGGGAUCAAGGAGGACCUGGUCACGAGGAUGAUCAAGCACGGAUGUGUUCUGUCGGAUCGCCAGGCCAAGGAGAUCGAGCAGCUGCGGGUGAUGGCUACAGCGUAUGGACCUCUUGCCAAGCUUAGCUUGCAGGACAUCAGCAGUCCAGAGGCCGCGCAGAAGUGGAUUGAGACGUUCAAGGGCGAGUGCCGAGACCGUUCCAGAGGCCAGCUGGAGCACCGCGCGCGCGAGUCGCAGGGCGCGCUGCUCCGCUUCUUCGAGGAGCGCGGCCGCGCGGCGCCCGUGAUCAUGCACAACGUGGUCGGGCGGGAGAGGCGCGACGCCGGGUCGGCGUCCGUGUACAACGCAGAGGAGACUCGGAGCCGCUGGGAGGGCUGA